UAAAACACCCUGGAGAGAAAAUGGCGGCGGCAGCGGCUUCGGGGCCCCAGCAGCUCUCGGAUGAGGAGCUUUUCUCUCAGCUCCGCCGUUACGGCCUGUCUCCGGGCCCAGUGACGGAGAGCACCCGCCCGGUCUACCUCAAGAAGCUGAAGAAGCUUCGAGAGGAAGAGCAGCAGCAGCACCGGUCCGGGGGCCGCGGCAACAAGACGCGGAACAGUAAUAACAAUAACACCGCAGCCGCCACGGUCGCCGCCGCCGGACCAGCGGCGGCGGCCGUGGGGAUGGGGGUCCGGCCGGUCUCGGGUGACCUCUCCUACUUACGGACCCCUGGGGGCCUGAGCCGAAUCUCGGUCUCGAGUCCGGAGAGCCCCCUGGGAGGGCCCGGGGGCGCCUCAGCCACCCCCGUGGCUGGCAGCAAAGUGCUGCUGGGCUUCAGCUCCGAUGAGUCGGACGUGGAGGCCAGUCCUCGGGACCAGGCGGGCGGCGGCGGGAGGAGAGACCGGGCUGCGCUCCAGUAUCGCGGGCUCAAAGCGCCGCCGGCGCCCCUGGCCGCCAGCGAGGUGACUAACAGCAACUCGGCCGAGCGGAGGAAGCCCCACUCGUGGUGGGGGGCCAGGAGGCCGACGGGUCUGGAGCUGCAGACCCCGUUGGGGAAAGAUGGAGCAGCGGAGGACGAGGAAGAGGAGGGAGAAGACGGGGAGGAGAGGGACCUCGAGGCGGAGGAGCCGCUGUGGGCGAGCCGAGCAGUGAAUGGUAGCCGGCUUCUCCCCUACAGCUGCCGUGAGAACUAUUCGGACUCCGAGGAAGAGGAGGACGACGACGUGGCCACCAGACAGGUAUUAAAGGACGACUCCCUUUCCCGGCAUCGGCCCAGACGGAGCCAUAGUAAGCCUCUCUCUCCGCUGACUGCUAAAUCUGCCGGCAGCCGGCGGGAGACUUCAGUUCAGGAUGGGGGAGGACUCGCGAUGAAUGACAGGGCGGCGGCUGCCGGGAGUCUAGACAGGAGCCGAAACCUCGAAGAGGCAGCGGCGGAGCUGGGAGGAGGGUGCGAUCAAGUGGACUGCAGCCCCAUUCCUAGAUACCGUGUUAGCGCUAAGAAACUGGCCCCUCUCCUGCCCCCACCACUUCCUGACAUGGACUCAACCUUGGAUUCAUCUACAGGCUCCCUUCUUAAAACCAAUAAUCACAUCGGCGGUGGGGCCUUCAGUGUGGACUCCCCCAGGAUUUAUUCCAACAGCCUCCCUCCCAGUCCGGCUGUGGCCGCCCCAACUUCACUCAGGAUCAAUCACGCCAAUCAUACCGGCUCCAAUCAUACCUACCUGAAAAACGCAUACAGCAAACCGAAGCUUUCAGAACCAGAAGAGGAACUUCUCCAGCAGUUUAAACGGGAGGAGGUGUCCCCAGCAGGGAGUUUCAGUGCUCACUACUUGUCAAUGUUUCUCCUUACUGCUGCCUGCUUAUUUUUCCUAAUAUUGGGACUGACUUAUCUAGGAAUGAGAGGAACAGGAGUAUCCGAGGAUGGAGGACUCAUAAAAAACCCCUUUGAUGAAACAUUUGGAAAAAUACAAGAAAGUGAAAAGAAUCUUAUGAUGAGCACAUUAUACAAGCUACAUGAUCGAUUGGCACAGCUUGCAGGAGAUCACGAAUGUGGGAGUUCUAGUCAAAGAACACUUUCUGUCCAAGAGGCAGUUGCAUACUUAAAGGAUUUAGGUCCUGAAUAUGAAGAUAUAUUUAACACCUCAUUGCAGUGGAUUUUAGAAAAUGGGAAAGAUGUUGGAAUAAGGUGUGUUGGUUAUAGCCCUGAGGAAGAACUGAAAAACAUAACUGAUGUGCAGUUUUUACAAUCUACAAGACCACAGAUGUCUUUCUGGUGUCGUUUUCGACGUGCUUUUAUUACUGUAACACACAGGUUAUUGUUGUUAUGCUUGGGUGUAGUGAUGGUUUGUGUUGUUCURCGUUACAUGAAAUAUCGCUGGACAAAAGAGGAGGAGGAAUCAAGGCAGAUGUAUGAUAUGGUGGUAAAGAUAAUAGAUGUUUUGCGAAGUCAUAAUGAAGCUUGCCAGGAGAAUAAGGAUUUACAACCUUACAUGCCUAUUCCUCAUGUGCGAGAUUCCUUAAUACAGCCUCAUGAUAGAAAAAAAAUGAAGAAAGUCUGGGAUAGAGCCGUUGACUUCCUUGCUGCUAAUGAGUCUAGAGUUCGCACGGAAACACGAAGAAUAGGUGGUGCAGAUUUUCUAGUUUGGCGGUGGAUCCAGCCUUCUGCAUCCUGUGAUAAAAUAUUAGUGAUACCUUCUAAAGUAUGGCAAGGUCAAGCAUUUCAUUUAGAUAGAAGAAAUUCACCGCCAAAUAGUUUGACACCGUGUUUAAAGAUUCGAAAUAUGUUUGAUCCAGUUAUGGAAAUAGGGGAUCAGUGGCAUCUGGCAAUUCAAGAAGCAAUUUUAGAAAAAUGCAGUGACAAUGAUGGCAUUGUUCACAUUGCAGUAGACAAAAAUUCACGUGAGGGUUGUGUAUAUGUUAAAUGUCUGUCUCCAGAAUAUGCUGGAAAGGCUUUUAAGGCAUUACAUGGCUCUUGGUUUGAUGGGAAGUUGGUUACAGUAAAAUAUUUACGACUAGAUAGAUAUCACCAUCGCUUUCCCCAAGCUCUUACUUGCAACACUCCCUUGAAGCCAUCAAAUAAACAUAUGAACUCUAUGUCUCAUCUUCGCCUUCGGACUGGCAUAGCCAAUUCUCAAGGAGGUUCCUGAAAGGACUUUCUUCACUCCUAGGACUGUUAUUUACAAUAGGAAAAUUCCUGUUUGGCUUCCUGUCUUCCUUUUUAAAUGCUUUUUUAUGUAAUAUUUUUAUUGCUGAGUACAGCUCUGUUUGAAAGUUCCAGAAAUCUUAAGGUUCCAAAGGGAUUUAGCAGUGAGGCAGCAAUGCUGAGUAUGUAGAAUAAUUGUUUCAUUCAGUUUUAGGAGCUCAGUUAAGCCAGUGCAUUUAAAGUUUUGCAUGAGGAACUUUAUUAAGCAUUUUCAGAUAUGGUGGUUAUAUUUUUGCACCAAGAAGUGUUUGGAUAACCACACAAAAGCAUGGUGAAGAGGCUUCUUGUAUUUCCAUAAUUUCUUGUGAACUAAUGUGAAUUUUUGUAUACAGUCACCUGCAUAAUUCCUUACAAGCUAAUGUGGUAAAACUGUUAAUUUCCCAAUUUAACCUUAGGUUUCUAUUGCUUGUAAGAGAUUUAUUUGCUACAGCUGGAAUAUGGGAAAAUUUAUUUGGUUUUAAUGGUUACAUAUAUGUGUAAGUGGAUGUACAUGUACUUAAACUGGCUUUUGUAAAUAUGUAUAAAUACUGGUGGUGGUGGUGGUGAAAGUAGUCUUGUUUUGUGAGGAUGUCUGCAUAAGCAGUAAAAUAAGCUUUCUAUUUUAUUCGUAAUCUAAUUUGUGUGUGUGUGUGUGUGUGUGUGUGUAUGUAUACACACACACAUAUAUACAUAUGGCUGUACUAUCACAUAGAUCAAACAGCCAAACACCUGGAAGUAUUAGAUACAAGUUUAAAAUAUCUUUUAUAGAUUUUAUAUAAAAAUGUCUGAGUAUGAUUUUGUGUGAAAGUUCUGACACCAGUUGUAAUGGAUUCAAAUUUAUGUGAGCAAUAAAGAAGCAAUUGGCAGAUAUU
Molecule: messenger RNA, 3651 nt
Organism: Urocitellus parryii (Arctic ground squirrel)
Lineage: Eukaryota; Metazoa; Chordata; Mammalia; Rodentia; Sciuridae
Gene: Lemd3
Product: LEM domain containing 3
Biological process (GO): nuclear envelope organization; negative regulation of BMP signaling pathway
Molecular function (GO): chromatin DNA binding
Source: RefSeq, a predicted model, not a curated record